GUUCAAGACAAAGUCGCCCAAAAGGAAAUUGUGGUGCACAAGGUGCCUGGAAAGGAAAAUGCAGCAGAUUUAGGCACGAAACAUUUGGACCAGUCUUCCAUGUGGAAGUGUUUAGGGAAGAUAGGGCAGGUUAGGUUGUCAGGUCAAUCAAGCAUCUCUUUGAUAGCGGCAGUGUAGACCAAUCGAUGUGUUGGUCUUCCGUAGACACUUGGGCUCGAGCAUUUCUUUUGCUGAGAAACCAUGAGCCUUUCCAAGCAUGUAAAGAUUGCUUUUGUGCGCUGCCCGGAUUGCCCGGCGUGGGAGCCGCAGUACUUUGAGAUGAAGGCCGCAGAGAUGAAGACGGAAGAGCAGACGAGCAAAGCGCUCGCCUACCGCUUGAAUCAACACUUGAAGAACGCUAAAAGCCACGAGAUGGACAGCGCAGCAGCGCAGCAGUUGGCUGAUGCACAGCCUAUCGUAUACUGUUCAGAGGACAAGAAACCUUGGAGGCGGGUCAAGGAGCCCUGGGUGAAGUUGCCUUCACCGCCACCACCGCCAGCAGCGGCAGCAACCGACCGCAAGAAGCAGGACGAGUCGUCUGAGAGCGACAGGUCGAGGUCCCCGGAACGGGCCGAGCCAGCACCUCCGGUCACGGAGGAGCAGCGCGUGGAGGACGCUUUGAUUGACAUCGAGAGGAUGAAUAAGAUGAGCAGUCUGGCGCAGAUUCUCACGGGCGUGAGCAAUCGCAUGCGCGACCUCACGGAAGACGACAACGAAGAGUGAGCAAGCGAAGAACUCACGGCUAGGGCACAACUUUUUCACCGCAUCACAUCUACGUGGUGAUGGUCACACUUGCCUUUUGUAUCGCACUGACACAGUGGACACGACCAUGUAAGUGACAGCUUACCCCGGCAGUGAACACCUGCGAAGUACGAUUGGCCAUCGUAGUAGUAGCUGGUUAGCUGAUAGGGGAGUCACCGUGGAUCGCCACACUCCGCUACACUUUUCGAGAAAGAGACAGCCUUUUCCCGAUGCCUUGAGUCAUCUGGCCGGACGUCUUUAAAGUUCGUCAGAAUCACGUCCACGAUAGUGGACGCGACACUGCCGAGGCGGCGUGUUGAGGUUUAUAUUAUUUUAGCACGUUGUGGGAGCAGCGGGGUAGGAAGAGAGAGGGAGCGUGCGACCGCAGGCAUUUGGGAGUCUCA
Prorocentrum cordatum is the source of this 1184-nucleotide messenger RNA. NCBI's taxonomy places the organism in Eukaryota, Dinophyceae, Prorocentrales, Prorocentraceae. The record is from the annotation of a GenBank genome assembly.